GCUACCACUAGAGAUUAGAGGAUCACUAUCUACUUCACUGCUAAAGCUCAUUUUUACUCAGUGGGCCACAGUGUUAAGUCAGUUUCUGGAAUCUCUGUGCUACGUACUUAGUCGAAUUUUCCAUCAAGUACCAACUCGAACUUUCCGUGAGUCAAGAUGUCUGAAAUUCUGUGGACUGAAAAGGGAGGUAGCAGUAAUGUAGGUGGUGGCGCAUUAACGAUACCACAAAAGAAAACUCCCUCAAUGGCGAAAUGCACAUGGCACGCGCCUUGGAAACUGUAUAGAGUUAUCAGUGGUCAUCUGGGAUGGGUACGGUAUUGUGCCGUGGAAUCUGGAAAUGAAUGGUUUGCUACCGGUUCAGCUGAUAGAGUAAUUAAGGUAGGUUUUCCAGUUUUUAAUCUUGCGUUCUCAUUACUCUUUAUUCAGUGAUGUGACGAAAUACAUUAAACUAUAGCUACUAUAUAAAGGAUAGCUGACUCGUCCGCCAUAUUGGAGCCCAUCAAGCACAUUACAAACGCUUCCAGAUUCCUAUUCUUUUCGUUCUAAAUUAGUUAUUAAAAUCCAAAUGAUGUAUUUGUUUUUGGAAAGUCAUAAUUUUAUUAAUAUAAACAUUGCAAACAAGGAUCAAAGAAAUAAAAUAUAAUAGAUUAAUUAAUUUAUUAUGGUUUUCUGAAAUACAGAUUUGGAACCGUAGCUUAUCUGUGUAUUUGUUUUAGUACACAUUUCAAAAUUUCUUAUCCCUAAGCCGCGUACAGUUGUAUAAUGUUGAAGUAAAUCAUGCAGGAUAUUACAACAUUGAGGAAAUAAAGAAUUGUAUUUAUCCUUUACAUCAUUGAUGAUAGCUUUGAAAGAUACUAAGUUUUGCAAUAAAUCUGUCAUAUUGUUCUGAACAACAGAUUCAGUAUAGUGAAACAUUUCAUAUGUUGUAUUAGAAAUUCUUUUCAAUCCUCCUAAGUCUAAGCAUUCAGUUAAAGUUGCCUCUUUUUGGUGAAAUAGUUGAACAUUUAGCAAAAAUGUUUUGCAACUUUUACAAAUAUUUUUAUGAGUGAAUAGGAAAUGUACACAACUACCAGCUAUGUGGUAUAUAUUUACCUUGUCACUUUCUGUAAAUAUCUCAGCAGAAGCUCCACUAACAACUUCUUCAGAAUUAUUAUUGUCAUCUAUAAACAACAUUUUUUUAACUAAAAUGCUAUCAUCCAUAUCAUAUCAAUUCAAUCAAAGCAUAAAACCUACAAGAAAUAUAAGCUGACUGUUGAAUGUUUGUGCUGCACAUCGACAUAGAGCAUGAACUGUGC
Messenger RNA from Ooceraea biroi (clonal raider ant), 1295 nucleotides. RefSeq names its product pleiotropic regulator 1-like. Gene Ontology annotation, molecular function: protein binding. NCBI's taxonomy places the organism in Eukaryota, Metazoa, Arthropoda, Insecta, Hymenoptera, Formicidae. The record is from RefSeq and is a predicted model, not a curated record. Gene Ontology annotation, cellular component: Prp19 complex; precatalytic spliceosome; catalytic step 2 spliceosome. Gene Ontology annotation, biological process: mRNA splicing, via spliceosome.